Otolemur garnettii (small-eared galago) is the source of this 1004-nucleotide messenger RNA. RefSeq names its product regulating synaptic membrane exocytosis 3 (gene RIMS3). NCBI's taxonomy places the organism in Eukaryota, Metazoa, Chordata, Mammalia, Primates, Galagidae. Gene Ontology annotation, molecular function: small GTPase binding; transmembrane transporter binding. The record is from RefSeq and is a predicted model, not a curated record. The transcript is spliced from 6 exons. The coding region runs from base 1 to 930 and encodes 309 amino acids. Gene Ontology annotation, biological process: positive regulation of synaptic transmission; regulation of synaptic plasticity; regulation of membrane potential. Gene Ontology annotation, cellular component: cytoskeleton of presynaptic active zone; presynaptic membrane.
AUGUUUAACGGGGAGCCAGGUCCAGCCUCAUCUGGGGCCUCCAGGAAUGUGGUGGUGCGGAGCUCCAGCAUUAGCGGUGAAAUCUGCGGAUCCCAGCCAGCUGGGGGUGGGACUGGGACCUCCACUGCCAAGAAGAGGCGCAGCAGCCUGGGUGCCAAGAUGGUGGCCAUCGUGGGCCUGACUCAGUGGAGCAAAAGCACACUCCAGCUGCCUCAGCCUGAAGGGGCCACCAAGAAGCUGCGCAGCAACAUCCGGCGGAGCACGGAGACGGGCAUUGCUGUGGAGAUGCGGAGUCGGGUCACGCGCCAGGGCAGCCGGGAGUCCACCGACGGGAGCACCAACAGCAACAGCUCUGACGGCACGUUCAUCUUCCCCACCACCCGGCUGGGGGCUGAAAGCCAGUUCAGUGAUUUCCUAGAUGGGCUAGGACCAGCCCAGAUUGUGGGUCGACAGACACUAGCAACGCCGCCCAUGGGAGAUGUGCACAUCGCCAUAAUGGAUCGGAGCGGCCAGCUGGAGGUGGAAGUGAUUGAAGCUCGGGGACUGACCCCCAAACCAGGCUCCAAAUCCCUCCCAGCCACUUAUAUCAAGGUUUACCUCCUUGAGAAUGGAGCCUGCUUAGCCAAAAAGAAGACAAAGGUGGCCAAGAAGACCUGUGAUCCCCUGUACCAGCAGGCCCUGCUCUUUGAUGAGGGACCCCAGGGCAAGGUGCUACAGGUGAUCGUCUGGGGAGACUAUGGCCGCAUGGACCACAAGUGCUUCAUGGGCAUGGCCCAGAUCAUGCUGGAUGAGCUGGACCUGAGUGCUGUGGUCACCGGCUGGUACAAACUCUUCCCCACCUCUUCAGUGGCAGACUCCACACUCGGAUCCCUCACCAGGCGCCUGUCCCAGUCCUCCCUGGAGAGUGCCACCAGUCCAUCGUGCUCCUAAGGAUGUCAGGAAGAGAGGCUGGGACGGUGGUGUGGGAAGGGGUGCCCACUGGCCCCCCUACCCUGUACAUAGUC